Messenger RNA from Sphenostylis stenocarpa, 1566 nucleotides. The record is from the annotation of a GenBank genome assembly. Lineage: Eukaryota; Viridiplantae; Streptophyta; Magnoliopsida; Fabales; Fabaceae.
AUGGUUCUUACGAUUCAGUACCUGGUCGUAGCAAUUGUUGUCAUACUCUUAAUUUCUCACCUCGUAAAAAGGGCUACAACAGGUUCUGCCCGGAAGCCAUCGGAAGCAGCCGGUGGGUGGCCUUUGAUCGGUCAUCUUCACCUCAUAGGUGGUUCCACUGAGCCUCCUUACAUAACCUUAGGUACCUUAGCAGACAAGUAUGGCCCAAUAUUCAGCAUCCGAAUCGGUGUGCAUCCUGCAGUGGUGGUAAGUUCUUGGGAAUUAGCCAAAGAGUGUUUCACCACUCUCGACGUCGUGAUCUCUUCUCGUCCCAAAUACACCGCUGCUGAAAUCUUGGGCUACAAAUAUGCUAACUUUGGGUUCUCCCCUUACGGAGAAUUCUGGCGUGAGAUGCGCAAGAUUACGGCUUCAGAGUUGCUCUCCUCUACGCGCUUCGAACUUUUUCAAGAUAUUAGACACUCCGAGAUCCAGAGCUCCUUCAAAGAGUUGUACAGAGCAUGGGCGGACAAAAGUGGUGGGUCCCCUUAUUUAUUGGUGGAGAUGAAACAGUGGUUCGGAGACGUUAAUCUGAACGUCAUUCUGCGGAUGAUUUCGGGAAAGCGAUACUCUUCCAAAAGUGAAGACGAGCAACAGGUGAGGCGGAUUCGGAGGGUUUUCAGAGAGUUCUUCCGUUUGACAGGGUUGUUUGUGGUUGGAGACGCGAUUCCGUUUCUGGGUUGGUUUGAUUUGGGAGGUGAAGUGAAGGAGAUGAAAAAAACUGCUUUGGAAAUGGAUAUCAUCGUUUCUGAAUGGUUAGAAGAACAUCGCCAGAAAAGAGAUUCAGAUGAGAGCAAAACAGAACAGGACUUCAUUGAUGUUUUGUUGUCCGUCCUUGUAGGCGUUGACCUUGCCGGUUAUGAUCUUGACACUGUCAUAAAAGCAACCUGCACGAUGCUGAUUGCUGGAGCAACUGAUACCACAGCAGUUACCAUGACAUGGGCACUGUCCUUGUUGCUAAAUAAUCGGCAGGCAUUGAAGAAAGUACAAGAUGAAUUGGAUGAGCACGUGGGAAAGGGAAGAUUAGUGACUGAAGCAGAUAUUAACAAAUUAGUUUACCUUCAAGCUGUGGUUAAAGAGACACUGCGAUUGUAUCCAGCAGGGCCAUUCUCGGGUCCACGUGAAUUCACAGAGAAUUGUACACUAGGUGGCUUCAAUAUCCAAGCGGGUACCCGAUUUAUGUUGAACAUUUGGAAAUUACAUAGAGAUCCACGAAUAUGGUCAAAUCCACUAGAGUUUCAACCAGAAAGGUUUCUGAACACCCACGCAAGUGUUGAUCUGAAGGGUCAGCAUUUUGAAUUACUUCCCUUUGGUGGUGGAAGAAGAUCCUGCCCUGGCAUAUCAUUUGGCCUUCAAAUGACACACUUGGCAUUGGCUUCACUUUUGCAGGCAUUUGAAAUCACCACCCCGUCCGAUGGUCAAGUUGAUAUGAGUGCCACGUUUGGACUCACAAACAUGAAAACCACUCCUCUUGAGGUUUUAGUCAGACCCGUCUUAUCACAUCAGCUACUCUUUGUCGAUGAAGUUUAG